Molecule: messenger RNA, 2127 nt
Organism: Zygotorulaspora mrakii
Lineage: Eukaryota; Fungi; Ascomycota; Saccharomycetes; Saccharomycetales; Saccharomycetaceae
Gene: SEC2
Product: guanine nucleotide exchange factor SEC2
Exons: 1
Coding region: 1-2127 (708 amino acids)
Biological process (GO): exocytosis
Cellular component (GO): Golgi to plasma membrane transport vesicle; cell tip
Molecular function (GO): guanyl-nucleotide exchange factor activity
Source: RefSeq, a predicted model, not a curated record
AUGGCAGAAUCUGAAGAAUCUAAGCGAAUUUCUGGCCAAAUAGCGUCACUUUCAACACAGCUAAUUGAAAGUAUAGAUAAGCAAUCACAAUUGGAGGAAAAAUUGAACCAAGCAAGGAGAACGAUACAACUCCAGAAUGCAUCUGCUCAGCAAUCUAGUAAAGUUAGUGAAGAAUUGGAGUCCCUUAAAAGCUCGGUGAUUGAGAAAGAUUUUCUGAUCAAAGAGUUACAAAAACAAGUAGAUGGCGAAAGGGAACUCCGAUUAACGGCCGAGAAAGCCGUUGAUGAGCUCAAUAAAGAGGUCGAAGAUCUGACUGCGUCCCUCUUUGACGAAGCAAAUAAUAUGGUAGCAACAGCUAGAAGGGAAAGUCACGCCACAGAGAUUAAAAAUAACAAAUUGAUAGAGCAAUUAAAGGAAAAAGAUUCUAUACUAGAUACAUUAACUCUUCAACUGAAAAAUCUGAAGAAGGUUUUGCAAAAUCUCGAGGAUGCAAAUCCACCCCAUACAAAGAAUUAUAGAGGGUCUGUCAUAAUAAAUGAUAAUUCAAUGCCAUCAAGUACUUCCGUCAAGGAUCAUACCGAAAGAAAGUCCGAUUGGCCUUCAGAAUAUCACAUUGAUCCUAUAUAUUCACCAAACGUGUCAUCCAUAAGGUACGACUUGAGUCUCUUUCAGGAAUUCCUUAAAUUCAUUGCUGUACUCCCUCAUUGUCAGGGUAUAAAAGAUUCAGCUUCAGAAUCACACCUAUUACGGAGAAUAGUUCAUGAUGAGAUACAGCCCAUUUUGAGAAUAGACAAUGCCAGUGGAUUAGGAUGGAUUGUAAGAAGAACUCUUAUGUCCCUCAUGAUGGAUGGGCUUGUGUCAGUGGAACCUUUGAGCGGCUUGAACGAAACGUAUCAGUUUGGUAAUGCGUCACCCCAUCUGAAGAGCAAUGCCUUUGCCUCUCCUGGAGGAACAAUCAACAAAGACCUUCAUCUUUUCAAUUUUCCUGCUGAUUCCCCCCCUAUUGCUGUUUAUGAAAAAUGUUCGUUUUGUGGAGAAUCACGAAGGGAUGUUAUAGAGCAUGCUCGAAUGCAUGUACUGAAAACAAUGACUAAAGCAGAUGAUGGAUCCCUCAUUGUUACAAACAGCUUUCCUCUUUGCAACUACUGUGUGUUAAAGCUCAGACAAACUUGUGAAAUUUUUGCUUUCUUGAGAUCGCUUAAGAUAGGAGCCUGGAAUCUAGAAAAGAUCAGCUUAAGUAGCAUAGCAAAUGGUGAAUCUGAUAAAUACUCCAAAAUCACUCAGAGUUUCAAACCUGUGAGAAAAGAGGAUAAGGCGGCACAUGCUGAUUCCGAAUCAGCCUCCGACAGUAAACUUCCUACGGCACUCGCCAAUUCAACUACCAACAUACAACAAGCAUGGCUUCAGCUAUGUAAGCUUCGUGCUAUGUUGCAUUGGACCUACAUCGGCAUAUGGUCUGUGAAUGAUUCCAUAGCUUCCAGGUUUGGUCCCGUCAGCCCACAGGAAAGUGAUACCGAUACCUCGUCAGUUAAAACUCAUGACACAUAUGCGCUUAAGGAGGUCACCACAGAAGAUUCCUUCACACUUAGGAAGGAAUAUGAUGACGAAGACGAUGAUGGAGUAGAAUGUGAUGAGGAAGAAAAUGAAAAAGAAAGGCAGGUACACGAUGAUAUUGAGAAUGCCAAAAAGACUGAGAUUUCUAAAGAAGCAGUCACAGAUGCAAACGAUCAGAUUGGGUUAGGAAACUACGCAAACGAAAUUGAAUCAGAGUUCGACAAUGGAGAGACAACUUUGUCCGAAGUUGAUUCGGUUUCAAUGAUACCACUUACGGAUUCCGAGAAUAACUCGAAUCUUCCCGACGUUAAUAAUCCCAACAGUACCGAGCAAUUGAAUAUCGGACGGAAAAAGAACGACCUCAAGACAGAAGGGGAAGGAGACAUUUCCUUUCAUGCUACCAACCAGAUUAUGCCCGAAGCAAACCUCGCUUCUAAAAAUGGUGUUACAAAUGAGGAUCUGAGACGCCUAACUGAAGCCGGCAAUGACGAACUUAACAGUUCAUCGAGUAACCUGUCAAAUAAAGAAGAUCAAUUCGAUGACGCUCGAGAAGAGCAAUCAUUAACUCGUUGA